UGAUUCCAACUCAGCGAAGCCUGAAAACGGGUCGGCGAGCGUGAUGGACCUGACUACAGUGAAACGGACCAUGUGCCGAGUCGGUUUGCUGGUGGUGCUGGUCUUCUCGGCGGCAUCCGCACACCCCUCUCCGCUGCGAGCGCCCGUGUCCGAGUGUCCGCCGGAUACCCCGGACGGUGCGCGUGUCUUCAUCGCCAGCAACGAGAGUUGCACCGACUUCUACAUGUGCUCCCACGGCGUGCCGUACAAGCUCACCUGUCCGGGCGAGCUGUACUUCAACGUCGUCACUGGUCAGUGCGACUACAGACAAAACGUCAACUGCACGGUGCCGUCAGCACCGACGCGGUCGCCGGACUCGACGACCUCGAAGCCCGCUCCCACUGGGCUUCAGCGGCUUGUGCUCGCUGAGCUCGAGCUGGAGGAGCUCCAGCGGUGUCCGGAGACGGACGGCCCGUACCCGGUCAUGUUCCCCAACCCUGACGACUGCUCCUCCUACUUCAUGUGUUCGCAUGGCGUCGAGAAGCUGAGGCCGUGUCCGCCAGGGCUUUUCUUCAACAACGACACCUGGACGUGCGAUUUCUCGUGGAGAGAGCUGCGUGACAAGUGA
Molecule: messenger RNA, 607 nt
Organism: Pollicipes pollicipes
Lineage: Eukaryota; Metazoa; Arthropoda; Thecostraca; Pollicipedomorpha; Pollicipedidae
Product: peritrophin-1-like
Exons: 3
Coding region: 44-607 (187 amino acids)
Cellular component (GO): extracellular region
Molecular function (GO): chitin binding
Source: RefSeq, a predicted model, not a curated record